Stegastes partitus (bicolor damselfish) is the source of this 2121-nucleotide messenger RNA. It is a transcript of the gene lmo4b, whose product is annotated as LIM domain only 4b. NCBI's taxonomy places the organism in Eukaryota, Metazoa, Chordata, Actinopteri, Pomacentridae. The record is from RefSeq and is a predicted model, not a curated record. Bases 634 to 1131 code for a protein of 165 amino acids. The transcript is spliced from 5 exons.
GUCAAUCACGCCUCGCUCUGAUUGGCUGGAGCUGUUAUUCCGCCUAAAUGAGCUGCGCGCUGAUUGGCUGCGGCGGCGCCUACGUCACGGGGCUGAAGGGGGUUUUUACUGGAGGUUUCUUCCUGUCAGCGACACAUGUAGAACAAGCAGCUAACGGGACUCGGAGCAGCCACAGGACCGUCACUCCAACCGCCUCCCUCCUGCCUUUGCCUGCCUCCGUCCUUCUCUUUUUUUUUUUUUUUUUUUUUUUUCUCCGCUAUCCUCUUUUUUUUCUUUCUUGCCCAAACAGCGAACUUUCUCGGCUCUGAAGGGAAAUUACGGCAUGCGCAGUCCCCCAACUGCAAUGGACUCCUUUUGUUCGAGCGAAAUAAAAGCGGCGGCAGCAGCGAAACGGGGAGCAUCCAGUGGAAAUACUAUCUGAUAACUCCAUUUGCUGCGCGCAACCAGAAGAGCCGAGCGGAGGGGGAUCGCUGCCGCCGCCGGAGCUGGAGGCCGACGGAGCGCGGUAGUGCGUCCGCCUUCUACCUGCACUUUGUGGGACUGUUGCAGCUACCUGUCCGCCCGCCUGCUCCUCCGCCCCUGAAAGCCGUCAACUUUACAGCCAUUACACUCAAAAGAGACAAACGAGGGACGAUGGUGAAUCCCGGAGGCAGCAGCCAGCCACCGCCGGUGGGGACGGGCUCUCUGUCCUGGAAGCGGUGCGCCGGCUGCGGUGGCAAAAUCGCAGACCGUUUCCUCCUUUACACCAUGGACAGCUACUGGCACAGCCGAUGCCUCAAGUGCUCCUGCUGCCAGGCCCAGCUGGGCGAAAUCGGCACGUCAUGCUUCACAAAAAGCGGCAUGAUCCUGUGCAGAACCGAUUACAUCAGAUUAUUCGGAAACAGUGGAGCUUGCAGCGCUUGCGGUCAGUCGAUUCCAGCCAGCGAACUGGUGAUGAGGGCGCAGGGCAACGUGUACCAUCUCAAGUGUUUCACAUGUUCCACCUGCCGGAACCGGCUCGUCCCCGGAGAUCGGUUCCACUACAUCAACGGCAGCCUGUUCUGCGAACACGACAGACCCACAGCGCUCAUCAACGGCCAUUUGAGUUCACUGCAAACGAACCCACUACUGCCCGACCAGAAGGUGUGUUAGGCGGGAGCCGCGCAGGAAGCAGGAUGUGUGCCUUCAUUUUAGCCCUUACUCAUUGUCACCUGAGACAGCGUGGAUCAGCAGCACCCCCGGCCUUUUUAUGUGCUCCCAGGCCCUUUCGCCCUAAAGGAAUCCUCUACCCAUCUCCCCCAGUAACCUGACUUUUAUUUCUGCAACCCAUACCCGACGCUCAGCCUCCAAACCUUGGCUUUUCCCCACAUAAGGGUGGAUACUUGCACUUAACGCACCUGAUUCGGGACGCUGAGGACUCCGUGACCUUGGGAUAAAACAUGUAAAAAAAGAAAAAAAAAAAAUGCUAAAAAGAGGAGACGGAUCAGAAUCCAAGGGGACUCUUCAGGAAGAGAAAAUUAAAUAACACGCUGAGAGGAUGUUGUGACUGAAGCGAAGGAAAGGAGAGACUUAAUGAGGUUUUAGAGAUGCAGGCUUUUCAACUCUGCACAUUUGUUUAAAGACAUUUUGGGGGAAAACCGGGACCUUUUCAUUUUUCCUCUCUUCCUUUUCUAUCCUCAUUUCCCAGCAACAUGGUGUUUCCACUUUCUAUACUUUUAAGUGUUGUCAAGGGGAAUGUGUUUUUUUUUUUUUUCUUUUUCUCUUUCUCUUUUUUGGUGGUAUAUAUAUAAAUAUAUAUAUAAAGAUAGGGUUUUAAAAAAUAAAAAAAAUCUGUGGCAUUUUGUGGAAAACAAAUCAUGAACACUCUCUUGGUGUAUUUGUAAAACUACCAUGUAUGUACAGUUUGCAUGUAAAUGUCGUUGUCCAGGCGUGGCUACAGUACAUCCAACCCCCUCCGCACUCAGCUCCUCCCUUUGAAACUCCCCCCACGGCAAACUGAAGAAACCUGCUCAUAGUCAGUAAUGUAGAGAUCAUCACCAACAUAUAAAAUGCUGAAUGAAAGAGAAAUUUAUUUGUGAUAUUUUCCGAGACAUUUGCUCCAGUAUGGUGUAUUUAAUUAAUAAAAAUAUUGAAGAUUUAAAA